UUUUCCAGAAACUACUAAAAUAAUAGUCGUUAGGAAGUCCUAGGUAUAUGCCUACAUAUCAUUGACCCAAAAAACCACCCCAACUGAUCGGCAUAUAUGCCAUACAUGGAGUGUCUGGGAUAUGGCACUGCGUCAAAACAGGGCGUCCUCGUUGACCACUGAAAGGUGAUCAGAAUCGAUUCCGGCAGAUGUAUGGCGCGGAUGGACCGGAUGGUUUUGUUUGCCACAGGUGGGGCCGCCACGUGGACGGGACGAUGCGGAGAUUGAGAAGCUCUUCGGGGGUUCUGGACUACAACCAGGAUGGGCUGCUCUCCGGCGAGGAGUUGCGCGCAUGGAUCCAGAAGGAGGACGAUGUGAUGAACGACGAAGAGGCGGAGGAGGAGGCCAAAGUGGCCUUGGAGGUCUUUGACCACGACAAGGAUCUCAGCCUUAACAAGGCGGAGUUCAAGGAAGCCAUCAAUUCCAGAGAGGAGACACCACUUUCCCCAAUGUUCCACUUGACCACCGGUCAAGAAACGCCAGGGUGAUCCCAGUUUGGAAUCAGAUGACCAUGAGCUCGAAGAGGAGAUCAGCGCUCAGGAGACUGAGCAAUGAUCGCUUGACCUUCGAGCGCCGCUUUGAAGGAAAAAA
Molecule: messenger RNA, 630 nt
Organism: Durusdinium trenchii
Lineage: Eukaryota; Dinophyceae; Suessiales; Symbiodiniaceae
Source: the annotation of a GenBank genome assembly